UAGCGGCGUAGCCCCCUAGGUCCUUAUACCGUGGCCAUACCCCGGCCCUGGCCCACCCCGGCGCCAGGUGUCCCGGGGCCGCUGGAACAAAUGGUGGGAAGGCGGCAGUGAAGGUAAUUGUGGCUCCUUAGUGACCGGGGGUUUGUGCGGUCCAGGGCCUCUGCUCGCCGGCGGUGUUUGAAAAGGGAACGUUACCCAGGAAACCCCUCCCUCGGCCGGGGCAAGGCAACGCACUCAGCGCAGGGUAAAUGCAAUAACUCCAAUGAAGAAGAAACAUACAAGAUAAAAAUGAAACUUGCGGCUCUGUUGCACCUGUUAGCCAACGAUCCCAAAGUGCUUCCUAGAUCUACUAAUGAAGUGAGCCUCCCACUCUGCUCCCCUUUGGAGUAACAGCCCAUUUUACAAAUGGGGAAGGAGAAGCUGCAACUUGCCUCACACAAGCCUGUGGCAAAGUCGGCCAAAAACCGCAAUCUCCUUCCCUCACUAUAUUUGAACCAUCAGAACAUGGUUCCUAGGAGUUCCCCUCUGGCACUAGUGACUUACUCCUGCUUGGUUCGAGUUCAUGUACUGCUUAAACUGGCUUGUCCUUUCACCCAACACAGAUCUUUUUACUGAGGAUCUUAAAGCACUUUAUGAACAAUCAUUAAUCAAGACUUAGCAGCCAUGGAAGGCAGUUUGUCUUCAGGUUUUGCUUCAGCCUGAAACCAGGAUCUACUUACAAGCUCUCUGCUGCUUUUUUCUCUAACUUUUAUAUGAAGUGGAAACAGAUUCAAACUGAAUGGAGUACCAUUUUUGACUUACAGGAUUUAUCAUAACCCUUUCUGUUUAGUAAUGCUCAGAUACAAAAGAAAUUUAAAAAUCCAUCCGAAAUUCAGUGACACCCAAUACAGGCACCAGUGAAUAUGUCAUUCAGUCAAACUAGACCACCAACAUCAGAGUUGGUAGAGCUUCAUGUUUUUUAUGUCCCAGAAGAAGUGUGGAACUUCACAUUAAAUACAGUUUCUGCAGAUCUUACUAGCAAAUUCAUUUCAGCUGGAUUUAUAAGGGUGCCUCGUCAUGUCACAUUGAGAGCACUGCGGGAGCAGCUUGGAGACUUCCUGGGUGAAGAUGCUGUUGCAGAUAAGUUUAUAUUUCUGAAACAUAUAGGGAAAAAGCUAGCAGUGGUGAAGGCAAAGCAAGAAACAGAACUGAAACUCAAGUUAUUUGCUCCCCCACAUGCACUUCAUCCCGAAUUAUAUUUACUCCCUGGAGUGGACCACUUAGAAAUUGCUUAUUCAUCAUCAACAACUCCAGAUAUACAGCACUUUAAUGCAGAAUCCCGUAGGUCUCCCCAUGGACCAAGUACUUUAAACCUUUCAAAGAAAGAGCCUAAAAAAAGUCCAACAUUUCUAGAAAGUCCACAGAAAAAUACUCUCAUGCAGAAUCAAGAAGAUUCUAGUUCUUUAGGAUGGAGUGAGACAGAAAAAGAAAUGAUUUCAGUUUUGCACAUAAAACCUGAACAAAGCCUGAACAACAGGACUCGGGAAAAACAGAUUCCACAUAGAAGGAAAGUCAAUUGUAAUGCAGACCAAAUUGGAUCCAAUGGAUCUCUCCGCAUACCAAGUAGUUUAAAUCCCACAAAGUGGGAGUCUGGAAAAAAUCCUUCAUCUUUGGAAAGUGCUCAGAAAAAUCAUCUAAGCCAGGAUCAGAACGAAUCUAAUACACUUAGGUGGAGUCAAAAAGACAGAGGGACUAUUUCAGGUCAUCAUGUAAAACAGAGCAUUGAACAAGCCAAGAACAAUGAGACUCAGGAAAAUCCCAUUCCCUCUGGAAGAAAAGAAGAAAUCCCUAUAGUGGUGGUUGCAAAUGUGGAAAAUAGAGGCAAUCUAAAAGCUAUCAGGAUGGGAAGAAACACUACAGGGGAUUCCGGAAUUCCAGAAUCAUUGGAAGAUGGAGACAAGGAAUAUUUGCACAAUAAGAAAAGCCCUCAGCAGUCUGGAAUUAGAGAAUCUGUGACUGACGUUGGUAUCAAACAGGAUGAUAAGACAGAUAAGAAUAAUGUAAAUCGUCUUGAGUAUUCAAGUCAAUACAUUUCUCCUCCUCCGCCACCAUCUCUUUCUAUAAACAGAUCUCAAGUUCCCAGAUUUCAGACAGAGAAAAGCAAGAUGGUUGAACAACUGAAACAAAUGAAGGCAGAAAGAAGGCAUAUGGAAAGAACUAGAGAGGAACUGGUUAAAAAAGCCAAAGGUUUGCUUGAACAAAAUAAGCUGAGGAGAUAUCAUGCUCGUGAUGCAUGGAAAAAGAAAUACUUUGAAACUAAGAAAGCUACAGCUUCAUUGGAGGAUAUUUUAAAUAAACUGCGACAAGAUGUAGAGCUUUACUACCAAAAGUUACUGUUGCAGCUAGAAGCCAGAGAUAUCAGGAAACGACCAAACAAUUUAACACACAUUGCAAACGCCAAGAACACCACAAUCAUCCAGAUUACAACAGUGCAGCAUGAAAUUGAUCAACUAAAGAGAAAGCUGGACAAUACAAAAAUGAAACUCAUAAUAGAAAUUAAGAUGAGAAAGCAGGCAGCCUCUGAUUUACGAGCAUUGAGAGCAGAGCUGGCACAGAAGAAAAUUCAGUCAUCUUUAAUACUCCAGUCUGAAACACCAGUAUUUUAGAAGGAUCACAUUACUUGGGAUUGUGUAAUAUAUUUGUACAGAAGCUCAAUAUGUCAGUAUUUGUUUUUAUAUUCCUAUGCUUUUAUUGUAAGAGACUUUUCAAUAUGUAAUAUCAGAUAAUUGUAUAUGUUAAAAAUAGAGAUAUAAUUUAUUUAAAAUGCCCUAAAAUAGCUCAAGCUAAUAAUUGUAACUCAGUUGUAAUUCACUUAUACAACAUGUAGUUUAAUGUAUUAGUGUGUUUAUUUUUGACUAUAAGCUAAUCAAAUGUAAAGAAAUGGCAUUAAAAAAAUUUCAAAUAGUGAAUUAGCAUAACAUGUCAUUUUUAUAUAAUGACGAUCAAUAUGGAAUUGUAAUUUGAAGUAGUAUACCCAGA
Mauremys reevesii (Reeves's turtle) is the source of this 3018-nucleotide messenger RNA. RefSeq names its product spermatogenesis associated 1 (gene SPATA1). NCBI's taxonomy places the organism in Eukaryota, Metazoa, Chordata, Testudines, Geoemydidae. The record is from RefSeq and is a predicted model, not a curated record. The transcript is spliced from 15 exons. Bases 903 to 2645 code for a protein of 580 amino acids.